Physella acuta is the source of this 1678-nucleotide messenger RNA. RefSeq lists its product as uncharacterized. NCBI's taxonomy places the organism in Eukaryota, Metazoa, Mollusca, Gastropoda, Physidae. The record is from RefSeq and is a predicted model, not a curated record.
AUGUCUGUGUAUAUAAAGUUACUUCAUCUAGUGUGGAUCGGUGCAAACGACCGUGAAGAGGAAAACGUCUUUGUAUGGGACCAUGACAACAGCAGGGUCAGUGAAAACAUCCAGCUGGCAGGCUCCAUUGCAGAUGUUGACUGCGUUCAAGUUUCUACUACAGGCGCUUUGAUAGCACAGCCCUGCUUGGCUCUCGCUCAACCUAUCUGUAUGCCUAACAACAGCUACCAAAAAAUUGACAUGGAGACCUACAUAAAUGACCCAGACCCCCAAUGGUUUGGUGAGAAAGACAUGCUUGUCUGCCACUGUCGAGAUUGUCCUUCCUGUAGAGAUGGCCUCUGUCGACCCGGCUGGUUUGGCAUGAAUUGUCUAUACAGGGAUUUAGCGCUAAGGUCUAACGUUUUACGUUCAACGGUGCCAGAGCUGACAGAUGGAAACGAUCAAAGCUGUUACCACGGCGGUUUGCGAUCUCUGGAACUUGAUUUUAAAGACAAACAAACAUUCACAUGGCUUCGCAUUGUAGUUGGAGGUGAGUGGUGGAAUUAUUCUUUGCAAUUUGAGGUCAACAGAACACGUGAGCAAUGUCAAGGUCAGACUUAUAUUGUUGUGGACGGGAAGACGCGAGACUUCUUUUGCCGUCACGUGAUCCAUUUCGUUGCAAAAGUUUUUCUCUUUUGGGAGACAAAUCAUCCCAUCUGUUCAGUGUACGUCAGUGGUGGAAGAAACACAGCUUUGAAGCGAUCCCUCACCCAAGGACCAGCAAUGUUUGCUGUGGACGGGAAAAAAACACAACCCUGUUUCAACUCCGCUGCACAGAAAAAAUCUAUCUCUCUCAGAUUUGAGAGACCGCAGCUCAUACAUGAAAUUAUUCUCGAUAUAAGACCUAGAUAUUUGUUGUAUGAAAAUAGAGAAACGGUUGCUGUCGACUGUUGGGGUGAAGCAAACACAAGUCUAGUCAGGUACACGAACAUUAACUUAGACAACAGCGGCCGUCUAAGGUUGAUGGAAGUACUGAGAAAAGCCUUGAUGAGAAUAGACGUGAUCAUCACGUCAAAUAUGGGCUUACAAAUGUGUGAGAUAGAGGUGUAUGGCGAUUGUAGCAUGCCUGUAUACGGGCUUUAUUGUAGUGAUAUAUGUAGUAUGGGGUGCUUCAACCAACAUUGCCAUUACAAUGGACUGUGUUACUACUGUGAGGAUGGUAGGAAAGGAAACUAUUGUAUUGAAGGUGAUACCAGCAACUUCAAAUGGUACAACGAAGGAAAAAAUUCCACAGAUGUUCCAGCAAUGAGAAGGUCGAUGACUUGGUUCCUCGGCUCAGACCUCGUCCUCUUCAUCUUUUACAUCGCCCUCCUCGUGCAUCUGGCGGCCAUCUUUCUUAUCUUUUUAUGUUGUCGCUGUUUCAAUAGUCCACACACAGUCGACCAAUCAGGUUCCCAUCACCGAAGACUAGACAAACAGAGAUCUAAGAGACACGUCGGGCAGUAUUCUAGUGCUAGAGUACAAUAUCAUUCGUUCGAUUCCACGGAUGAACUAUCCUUUCCUCGGAAUACAAAGAGACAAGUUACAUUGAAUGCAUACACAAAGAGACAAGUUACAUUGAAUGCAUACACAAAGAAACAAGCUAGAAUCAGCAACAGUAAGGAUCGUCUAACUCUUAAUCCCAACCCUAAGGAUCAAA